AUUUGAAUCUCUCUACACAGAAUAUUGCACUAUAAGUUCAUAACUAAAGAAAUAUUGUUGCAACUACUACUACUAGCCUUACUAGUGUUCUUUCCGUGGUAGUAGUAAGUCAGUUGCUUUAGUACUAUAAUUCAAUUAUUAACAGUAAUGGCCUUCUCUGCUGGGCAAUCUUACGCAGUUUCCACAACUUUUGAUCCCUUGAAACAAAAUUCCUGGGGUUCUAAACCUCACGUUUCAACAUCUUCCUUCAACAACAUCACCUUAAGAAAAUGUGACAAGUCCAACAUCCUAUCAAGAAAGCCACUCUAUAUUUCAGCAGUACAGAGUGGAUUUGGGCAUGUUGAUGAAUCAAAGGAGUCCAAAUCUAGAGACCCUUUAGUCCAAUGCAAUGCAUACGACGCUAGUCGACCACAAUCGAUACCAAUCAGCAUUGAGUUUGGGCAAGAAGCUCAGGCUGCUGCUGCUCAGAAGCUCAAGAUUGGACUCUAUUUUGCAACUUGGUGGGCUUUGAAUGUUGUCUUCAACAUUUACAACAAGAAGGUGUUGAAUGCAUUUCCAUUUCCAUGGCUUACUUCCACUCUUUCUCUGGCUGCUGGCUCUCUAAUGAUGUUGGUUUCUUGGGCUACUAGAAUUGCUGAAACUCCAAAUACUGACUUUGAUUUUUGGAAAUCCUUGUUUCCUGUUGCUGUGGCACACACAAUUGGGCAUGUGGCUGCAACAGUGAGCAUGUCAAAAGUUGCAGUUUCAUUUACUCACAUAAUUAAGAGUGGAGAGCCUGCUUUCAGUGUUUUGGUUUCAAGUUUACUUUUGGGUGAAACUUUCCCAUUGCCAGUGUACCUUUCACUUAUGCCUAUUAUUGGUGGUUGUGCACUUGCUGCUAUUACUGAGCUCAACUUCAAUCUAACAGGUUUUAUGGGAGCAAUGAUAUCAAACUUGGCAUUUGUAUUCAGAAAUAUAUUCUCAAAGAAAGGGAUGAAGGGGAAGUCAGUUGGAGGGAUGAAUUACUAUGCAUGUCUUUCAAUGAUGUCUCUUUUGAUUCUGACUCCUUUUGCUAUUGCUGUUGAGGGUCCACAAGUAUGGGCACUUGGAUGGCAGAAUGCAGUCUCCCAAAUUGGCCCAAAUUUCAUAUGGUGGGUGGUGGCCCAAAGUGUGUUCUAUCACUUGUACAAUCAAGUCUCUUACAUGUCUCUAAAUGAGAUCUCUCCACUCACAUUUAGUAUUGGUAACACUAUGAAGAGAAUUUCUGUCAUAGUCUCAUCCAUCAUCAUCUUCCAAAUUCCAAUUCAACCAGUUAAUGCCCUUGGUGCUGCCAUUGCAGUCUUUGGAACUUUCCUCUACUCACAGGCUAAGCAGUAAGUGAAGUUUGGCGAGGUAAAUGAAAAGAAAGAGGUGGAAGUAAAAAAUGGACAGCACUAGACUAACAGUUGUAGAUGAGAUAAGAUCAUGUAUUUUAGUGACUUAUUUUUUCCUCCUAGGAAAUGACUGGAAACGUCAAGAAAACCAAAAUGCUGCUUCAUCCAAGCUGCAACUCCCAUCCAAGAAUUUCUAUCAACAUUUCUACCGUAGAUUAAUAUGAGAAUAUAUUGUAUGAAGUGUUCAAUGAUUAUAAAUUCUAAAUAUUCAGUUAGCUCUA
Molecule: messenger RNA, 1633 nt
Organism: Nicotiana attenuata
Lineage: Eukaryota; Viridiplantae; Streptophyta; Magnoliopsida; Solanales; Solanaceae
Product: glucose-6-phosphate/phosphate translocator 2, chloroplastic-like
Exons: 5
Coding region: 148-1356 (402 amino acids)
Biological process (GO): transmembrane transport
Cellular component (GO): membrane; Golgi apparatus
Molecular function (GO): phosphoglycerate transmembrane transporter activity; antiporter activity; triose-phosphate transmembrane transporter activity
Source: RefSeq, a predicted model, not a curated record